AUGAAGACGUCUUCCUUUGCUCAGCUGCUCUCCCUCGCAUCGGUGGCCACCGCCGCUAUGCCCAAGUGCGCUAUUGACUGCUUCCAAGAUGUCAUUUACGCGCACCCUCCCAUGGGCUGCAAGGAGUCCACCAUGUAUCUGUGCUUCUGCAAGAUGCCGUCUCUGCAGUGGUACUUUGUCGAGUGCGGCAAAGAAAAGUGUGAGGACUCUGAGGGUGCCAUCAGCUUCGGCCUGAACCUCUGCGACGAGCUUGGUUACCCCAUCGAGACCGACAAGCUCACUAAGCCCCCCAUCACCAGCGAGGGAACCAUCACCGAUGCGCGACCCACCGUGACCGGGGAGGACGACUCCAAGCCCACCACCAACGACGCCGCCGAGACCACCACCGCCGAAGAGUCUACUGCCGAGACCACCGAGGCUGCCAGCACCACCGUCGCUUCCACUGGAGCCACAACUGCUGCCGCCUCCAAGACGGAGAGCUCGGCCGAGGAGGCCGAAGAGACUGAGACCUCUGCUGAGGAGUCUACUGCCGAGUCCGCUGCUGCUGAAUCAAGCGCUGCCGAAUCUACCGCUGCUGAUGCUACCACCGAUGCCUCUGCCGACGCUGCUACUUCUACACCCACGACCGAGCCCAACGGCGCCAACUCCGUCUCUGCCUCGGGCCUGCUCGUCGCCGUUGGCGUUGUCGCUGCUGCCUUUGGACUUUUCUAA
Messenger RNA from Fusarium falciforme, 711 nucleotides. Its product is annotated as CFEM domain-containing protein. The transcript has 3 exons. NCBI's taxonomy places the organism in Eukaryota, Fungi, Ascomycota, Sordariomycetes, Hypocreales, Nectriaceae. The coding region runs from base 1 to 711 and encodes 236 amino acids. The record is from RefSeq and is a predicted model, not a curated record.